This is a messenger RNA of Acyrthosiphon pisum (pea aphid), 1748 nucleotides long. RefSeq names its product Basic helix-loop-helix domain-containing extra-macrochaetae (gene emc). The transcript is spliced from 2 exons. Gene Ontology annotation, molecular function: protein dimerization activity; transcription regulator activity. The record is from RefSeq and is a predicted model, not a curated record. The coding region runs from base 287 to 793 and encodes 168 amino acids. NCBI's taxonomy places the organism in Eukaryota, Metazoa, Arthropoda, Insecta, Hemiptera, Aphididae. Gene Ontology annotation, biological process: circadian regulation of gene expression; negative regulation of transcription by RNA polymerase II; cell differentiation. Gene Ontology annotation, cellular component: nucleus; cytoplasm.
CGACCCGGACCGGCCGCCGCAGUUGCAGUACACCGUUCUCCGCUUUCAGACCACGUUUGUGACUGUAAUCGUAAUAAUAAUAUUUAUUUUAUUAUUAUCGUCUAAAAGCGAAGAAUCGAUCGACUGUAUUUUCACUCAUAACAAUCUUAAAAAAAAUAUCAAAUCGUCGUCGUUUAGCGCACAGUGCUCUCGUGUGUGUUUUUAUCGUCGCGUUCUACAGUUUUUCACCGUCUACACGAGUUCGGUUCGUUUCGUUUCGUUUCGCUUGAAUUCGACGACAGCGACCAUGAAAUCCAUACCUAUGUGCCGCAAUAACAACAACAGCAGCAGCAAUAACAGCAACAACAACGGAGGCUCGACCGUACCCACGGUGGCCGGCGGCCGUGUGCAACGCAAACGCGGUGACCUGGAAGACGAGAAGAUCCAAAAGUAUUUGUCCAAGCUCAAGGAUCUGGUACCGCUCAUACCCAAGGACAAGCGGAUAUCCCGGCUGGAGGUGAUCCACCACGUGAUCGAUUACAUAUGUGACCUGGAGGAUAUGCUGGAGAACCACAGGUCGGUGAACGCGGACGCCGUGCACUCGGCCGCCGCGGCCGUCAUGCUUUCGUCCUCGGUGGCCGCUGUCCGGCAGCCACUGGGCAUCAUAUCGACGCCAAACGCGCUGGCCGCCGCCGCCGCAGCCGUCGCCGUGGCCGCACAGCCGCAAUCGUCCUCCGAAUCGACAAUGUCCCCUUCUUCUCGGACACAAGACAAGCUGUCGAGUUCGUCAGACACGAGGGCCGUUAGCUGUUAAACAAAACAAUAAAUUGAUAAUAAUAUUAUAGAGAUAUAUAUUGUAUAUUAUUAUAUUUUUUUCGAAAACAACACACAAUAUAAUAUUAUACUAAACAGAAAAUGAAUAAACAAAACGUCGCCCAUCCACGCCGCAGCAGCCAGUGACGAGUACCGUACCGAGGAAUACCGUUUGUCGAACAUAAGCUUAUAAUAUAUAUUAUACGAAUGCAUAAUAAAUAGAUAUUAUAAAAGUAUAAAUAUAAUAUGUAGAAUGAGAGAAAGAGAGAGAGAGAGAAUUCGUUAUGUAGACACACACAUUCCAAAUAGAUUCGACAUCUCUCGGGACUCUUAGGUUCCGUUUCGUGGAAAAGUGCGGUUUUUCUCACCUCCCCCCCUCCCCCCAUCACUGUACAGUUUAGGUUUAAGUCCUAAUUGUUAUUAUUAUUUAUUAUUAUUAUUAUUAUUAUAUCAUUAUUUUUUUUUUUCGUUAUGACUGUGAUCCUAUCAAUAUGUAGUCUAGAUUUUAGUAUUUAUCAUUAUUGUAAUAUUAUGUAGGGGUUUAGCUCUAGCAGGUAUAUAAUCUUACUAUGGUAAAAAAAUGUUUAUUUAAAUGUAGCUCUAUUUAUAUGACCGGGCGGAUUUUGACACGAAUCCUAUAUAGAAAUAUUAUGAAACAGUCCAUUUUAUUGUAUCCAAAAAAUAACACAAUAUAAUAUCAUAUUUGUAUAAAUAUACUAUAAGGACUACGCAUAUUAUAAAUUAUAUUCAAUAAAAAAUAUUAUUAUUAUAUAAUAUAUAUUUAUAUAAACCCACGGCGUACCUUUGCGCUUUUAUCAUCUUUGUACAUUAUUAUUUUUUCUCUUUUGUUUUCUUUUAUUAAAUGAUUUAUAUUGUUUGGGUAUACAUUGAUUACUUGAGUUAUUACUUAGCUUUUAAUUCAAUCAUAUUAUAAUACGAUUUAUUACAAACAUAAA